Alternaria atra is the source of this 600-nucleotide messenger RNA. RefSeq lists its product as uncharacterized. Bases 1 to 600 code for a protein of 199 amino acids. NCBI's taxonomy places the organism in Eukaryota, Fungi, Ascomycota, Dothideomycetes, Pleosporales, Pleosporaceae. The transcript is spliced from 2 exons. The record is from RefSeq and is a predicted model, not a curated record.
AUGGCAUCCAACAUUCCCGAUCACUGGCUCUGGCUCGGCCUUGGCGUCUUCACGUUCAUAGCCGUCCAGCAAGUCUCCUAUGGACUCCACAACAUUCGCACCCUCACUGAGAUUCGAAACCCACAAAACAUCCCCCAACAACGACGUACCAUCCCCUCCGGUCCGCCUACCCACCAAGAAGACGCGAUCAAGACAAGUUCUCUCUUGACACUGGCGACAAGCCACAACAACGAUAUCCGCGCCUCCGCUACAAAGAUCCUGUGUACACGUUUCUACGCCUCCAAGUCUGCCAAGGAUCUGCUUAUCAAGGACUUGUACUGUGCAGAUGGGGAAGUGUUGCAUCGCGCGCAGUUGGCGUUCAAUCUGUUAGGUGACAUGGGUGUCUGGAGGGACGACUCUUUGUUACCAAGCAAUGGAUUCCGAUGGGAUGUUAUCCAGCCUAGAAUGGGCGGUAGCUCUCAGGGCGAAGUGAGGAGGAGACGAAGAGAGGCCAUGGUGAUAAGCGAUGGUGAGGGGAUGAUAGGAAGUGAGGACAUUUACAUGAGAGAUCUGGAGAGAGAGGAAGAACCAAGUGAUGACAGUUUAUUUGUUUCGGCUUGA